Molecule: messenger RNA, 495 nt
Organism: Aspergillus tanneri
Lineage: Eukaryota; Fungi; Ascomycota; Eurotiomycetes; Eurotiales; Aspergillaceae
Exons: 2
Coding region: 1-495 (164 amino acids)
Biological process (GO): secondary metabolite biosynthetic process
Molecular function (GO): monooxygenase activity
Source: RefSeq, a predicted model, not a curated record
AUGAGACAGUUAGCCCACACGGCGUCCGUGGUAGGCGACAACGACCGAAAGGCAUGGCAGUGCACCAAGGGGAAGUUGAGCGCCCACUGGUUCAUGAAGGAGCUCAAUACUUCCAGAUGCAGCGCCACCCUGAAAGCGGCCUACCACAGACAGUCGGUGGGAGGCGAUCAGGGCGACUCGACGUCAAGCACGGGAGCAGUGGCUGUCCUCGGAGACACCUGUGACCCCUCACCUCCUUAUCAAGCUCAAGGUGCCGCAAUGGCCGUAGAGGACGGUGCGACUUUGGGAAUCUUGCUGGGAAAAUUCUCACGGGCUCAUCCGAAUCAGAAAGCCACUGGCACCCAGAUCUCAGACCUGUUUGGAUUCUAUGAAAUACUACGAAAGAAGAGGACGACAGUCAACGUUGAAGGGUCAAUUGAGAACCAAGUUUUGUACCAUAUGGAGGACGGUCCGGGUGAAGACGCACGAGACAAAGCAUUUGCGAACGUCAACUGA